Molecule: messenger RNA, 1156 nt
Organism: Pyrus x bretschneideri (Chinese white pear)
Lineage: Eukaryota; Viridiplantae; Streptophyta; Magnoliopsida; Rosales; Rosaceae
Exons: 9
Coding region: 77-820 (247 amino acids)
Molecular function (GO): oxidoreductase activity; antioxidant activity
Source: RefSeq, a predicted model, not a curated record
CUUCAAGUAUAUCUCUUUAGCCGUACAAUUACAGUUACUCAUAACCGAGCUUAAGCGAGAUACUCAUCUAUCAGCCAUGGCUGUUGCCACAACAGUCACUGUGAGCUCACUAUGCGCAUCUCCACUGCUCUCACCUCGCACCGUGCCAAACUUUGUGUACCAAUUCGCACCAAAAUUCUCGUCUUUCAAAGUGGGUUUUGAAUCUCUGCAACUGCGGACCGCUCUGCCCGCAACAAAGCUUGUGGUUCGAGCUGCUCGAACCGAGUCCAAAGGCGUCUCACUGGGCUUCCGAGCUCCCAAUUUUGAGAUUCCGGAGCCACUUACUGGGAAAGUUUGGAAAUUGGAAGAUUUUGAAUCACAUCCUGCAUUACUGGUUAUGUUUAUCUGCAACCACUGCCCAUUUGUUAAACACCUGAAAAAAAGUAUCGUGAAACUUGCAAAUUUCUAUAUGAAGAAAGGACUAGCAGUUGUUGCAAUAUCUUCAAAUUCUGUAGCUACACAUCCACAGGAUGGACCACAAUUUAUGGCAGAAGAUGCUAAACUGUUCAAAUAUCCUUUCCCAUAUCUAUAUGAUGAGUCACAGGAUGUGGCUCGAGAUUUUGGAGCAGUUUGCACACCCGAGUUCUUCCUAUUUAAAAAGGAUGGACGGAGGCCAUUUGAACUGGUGUACCAUGGCCAGUUUGAUGAUUCAAGACCUAGUAAUAAUGUGUCUGUAACUGGAAGGGACUUAAGCCUGGCAAUAGAUUGUGCUCUCAGUUGCCAACCAGUACCAUCGAAUCAGAAGCCCAGUGUUGGAUGCAGCAUAAAGUGGCAACCCUAGAGAUAACUGUGAUAUGUAAACUUGGUUUCAACUUUCUUGAGAUUAUAAUCUGUGAGUAAAUUUUUUCUUCAUGACGUUUCUUUUGAAUGGACGGCAGCCUUAUUUAUAUCGGAAUGUAACUUAUAAUUUCUUCUCAUUGUUCCUCUAAUAUUCCUUUUUUCAUUGCUUUCAGUUUCCGAAACCACAUAAAGAUAGGAUAUACUAUAAUAUUUGAUUUCCUUUCCCUCAUUUCGGUGAGAAGCUGUUGUAAUUGGAAACCUACAACGUUUUUAUAUACUAUAUUAAUCAAUAAAUUUGUCUCCCUCAAAAUAUGGGAUGCCUGAUGAUAUUUGCACA